Molecule: messenger RNA, 350 nt
Organism: Fusarium graminearum PH-1
Lineage: Eukaryota; Fungi; Ascomycota; Sordariomycetes; Hypocreales; Nectriaceae
Exons: 2
Coding region: 10-342 (110 amino acids)
Source: RefSeq, a predicted model, not a curated record
ACAGACAUCAUGAAGUUCACUACCCUCGCCACUACCAUCCUCUCUAUCACUCUUGGGGCUGAUCUUGCUUCAGCCGCUUGUUGCGACCUCAAAGUCUGUGAUGGCUUCAACCUCAAGGGCAGGUGCAAGACUGCUUGCUACCCCUACACCAACACACCAGUCGCUAUCAAUGGAGACGGAUUGAAAGGGCCUAUCGCUUCUGGCAAGACUGACACGGAUUGCAAAUGUACCUUGGGAAAGGACCACGGAUCCUGCAUGCUCGUCAAAUCCAACAAAAAGGGCACCAAUGCUCCUAACCAUUGCCUUACUGGCAUUGCAUUUGCUCAAUGUCAACGUGCCUAAGCUAUAGA